AUGGUGAUGGUUGCAGAGGCGUUGCUUUUGAUGAUGCUGAACAAAUGUGAGCUUCCGUCUCAACAAAAUGACAGUAAUGAGCAAUCGAACAUGUCUCUUCAUCAGAAACGUUCGUUCAUCGACUACAUUCGUGCCUUCAGACAGUUAUACAGUCUUUUCCAUCCCGACCAUCGAAGCAGAGACUUUGUUAUGAGCAAUCUUGGAUCCUGGGGAGAAUUCUCUAAACCACCCUCGGCAGGGGCAUAUCCCUCGUCGAAGGAUGUGUAUUUACACGCGGAGUAUUUGCAAAACACCAGGGGAAUCAAUAGUCACCUGACAAAAGCAUCAUCCAUAUUAAAUACUAUCGGCCCAUGA
Paraglomus brasilianum is the source of this 354-nucleotide messenger RNA. The record is from the annotation of a GenBank genome assembly. Lineage: Eukaryota; Fungi; Glomeromycota; Glomeromycetes; Paraglomerales; Paraglomeraceae.